AUGAUGCGGCUAAUCAAACUGCAAAUAUUGCUCAAUCUUAUUCUUGUUAGCAAGUAUUUCGUGUUUGCUGGUCGUACGGAUUGGUCAGUGGAGAAGAAUGCUGGUUUUUGGAACGAACAAGCACGAUUAUCUAUUGAAGAAUUGCUGCAACGUCGAGAUAAUACUCGACUGGCUAAAAAUGUCAUCUUAUUUCUCGGUGAUGGUAUGGGCUUGUCCACUGUCACAGCUGGUAGAAUUCGAAAGGGUCAGAUUAAAGGCCAAUUAGGAGAGGACUUCGUUACUGAAAUGGAACAGUUCCAACAUUUAGGUCUAGCGAAAACAUAUAAUAUCGAUGCUCAAACACCAGAUUCCGCAGGAACAGCAACUGCAUAUCUUUGUGGAGUAAAAGCUCAAUCAGGAACAAUUGGAGUCGAUGGACGCACUACACGAGGUGACUGCCGAAGUUCAAUCGGUGCGAACGUAUCGAGUAUACUCGAUUGGGCUCAACAAGCUGGAAAAAAAGUUGGAAUUAUCACAACCACGCGUGUAACACAUGCAACACCAUCGGCUGCCUAUGCUCAUUCGGCUAAUCGUGAUUGGGAAACUUAUGACUCGAAAUCUUUUGGUGCCAAUGAAACAAAACAAGGUUGCGUUGACAUUGCUUAUCAACUUCUAUCACGUAAACCAGCUAUUGAUUUAAUAUUUGGCGGUGGACGUCGAUCAUUCUUUCCGAAUACGGUGAAUGAUGUGGAAUAUCCAAAUAAAAAAGGUUAUCGUACAGACAAUCGAUCACUGAUUGAUGAGUUUUGGAAAGGUCAAUAUAUUUGGAAUAGGAAUCAAAUGAAGCAAGUGACUUUAGGUUCGCCAACGCCGUUACUAGGACUAUUUGAAUAUAACCAUAUGCUAUAUGAAACUGACCGUAACAAAACCAACAAUGACGAUCCACCUUUAUCAGAAUUGACCAAAUUUGCCAUCGAACAUUUUCUAGCUAUGUCUAAAGAUGGCUUCUUUCUUUUGAUUGAAGGUGGGAAAAUCGAUCAUGGACAUCAUAUGACUAGCGCAAGAUAUGCAUUGGACGAAUACGUCGAACUUGAUAAUGCUAUUGGACAAGCAAAACAUACAUUAAAAGAAAAAGGUAUGCUAGAUGACACAUUGAUGGUGGUCACUGCAGAUCAUUCGCAUGUAUUUACAUUUGGUGGUUACUCGUGGCGCGGAUCAAAUAUUUUAGGAUUUGCUUCAUCGAACUCGUUAAAUGUUAGUGAAAUCGAUCAUUUACCUGUGACAAUUAUUAAUUAUGGGAAUGGACCGAAUUUUCCGGCGCCGCGUAAUGCAACUUAUUUGAGUUCGUUGGAUACGAAUUCAUCAGCUUAUCUCUCACCGGCAGCCGUACCACUGGAGGACGAAACACAUGGAGGCGAGGAUGUACCGGUGUUUGCUCAGGGCCCAUGGAGUCAUUUGUUCAUUGGAACAAUGGAACAACAUACUAUUGCACAUAAAAUGGCCUAUGCAGCGUGUUGGGGCGUGUAUAAGAAUCGAACUGGAUGCCUGACAUCAGCCAGAACUGUAACACCGGUAGCCAAAGUUACUCAACGUUCAAAAACGAAUACUGCAUCUUCUUCCAAUUCAAUUAGCUUUUUCAGCCUAAUCAUUUUUUACUUCGCUUGUCUUUUUCAUCAUUAG
Adineta ricciae is the source of this 1659-nucleotide messenger RNA. The record is from the annotation of a GenBank genome assembly. NCBI's taxonomy places the organism in Eukaryota, Metazoa, Rotifera, Eurotatoria, Adinetida, Adinetidae.